AUUGGCAUAUAUUGGCCAUUGGCCUGGCGGCACCACCAAUUUUUGGACAUUCGCUCUCGACGGUUUCGCCACGUUUUGCCACAUGUCUGCCAUGUCCGGGUCUUCGUCCGAACAGCGCUCAGAGCAGUGCCUGUCCACAGAAAACCCACCUUGCCUUGCACCUGAAGUGGGGCUGUCAACAAGAGCUGCAAUAACGACAUUGACGCAAAAUGUGCUGGGAUCCGGGGUACUGGCUCUUCCAUAUGCGAUGUGCACAGCUGGAGGACUUGGAGGCUUGACAUUGCUAGUAUUUGUCUACCUUCUCUCCAUCUUCACCAUGUCAGUCUUGGUGCUUCUGAGCAACACCUUGGGGACCUUCAGUUACUACGGAGCUGCCCGCCAGACAGCUGGACAAAAAACCGCGUUGUGGGCCGAGAUAUGGGUCUUGUGCACCAACAUCGGUUUGUGUAUCAGCUACGUCAUCGUUCUUGGGGACUUUUCCUUUGCACUCGCAGAAAAAUUUGGCUGGGCCCAUUGGCUGUCCAAGCAAAAGUGCAUGGCUGCGUUGGUGGUCUUCAUUUGUUGGCCUUUGUCAUGCGCUCCAACCCUCGGGUUCCUCAGAUGGAUGAGCUCUUUGGGACUGGCGAGUGUCUUAUUCUGCGCUCUAGUCUCGGCGGUGCGCUACUGGGAUGGAUCUUACUUCGAUGCCUCAGGUCCUCCGCACCUCUCCAGCUUUGAGCCAAGUACCUUUGGGCAUUGCUUCCCGAUACUUGUUGGUGCUUUUGGAGCUCAUACCAAUAUUCCCCUUCUGUACAAAGAGGUUGCUCCUGGUGCCAAGACCCCGAACUGGGGUAGAACUCAGGCGGGACAAGAAGACUUUCGGAAGAUGAUGAAGGUCAUCACUUGGUCUCUGACCAUUGCUUGUAUAGUUUAUGGCUGGGUCGGCAUGAUAGUGUAUGCUACUUUUGGAUCCGAGACGAAGAGCGACUUUUCAGAAAACUUUCGGUCUGAUGACCAGCUUCUUGUGGUGCUUCGCCUGACCAUGACAUGCGCGAUAUGCAGUUCUUUUGCCUUAAUGAUGAUGUCCGCGAGGGCGGCAGCUUGCAAUUUGGUUUUGGAGCCAUUGGGGUGCGCCACAACAACAGUGUCGCGCGUGACGGUAGCUACCAUCUUGACAGCCAUUUGCUUGGGUGUGGCUGCUGUUGCCAAAGAAAUCGGCACUGUCUUGGCCUACAACGGCUCAGCCGAGCUGUCGCGUGUUGAUGGCCAAUAGACAUCUUCCAAUUUGCUCAUCUCAAACUUGCUUGACUUCUUGCAAUACUCUUUCCGGCAAUCCUGGUGUUGCAAAGUUUGGGAUUUGAUCUCAUCCCAUUGUGCUUUCAGAUUGUGGUGCAGGUGUUUGCAACACCGGUGUGCUU
Molecule: messenger RNA, 1397 nt
Organism: Durusdinium trenchii
Lineage: Eukaryota; Dinophyceae; Suessiales; Symbiodiniaceae
Source: the annotation of a GenBank genome assembly